This is a messenger RNA of Pleuronectes platessa (European plaice), 3312 nucleotides long. It is a transcript of the gene rtn1a, whose product is annotated as reticulon 1a. The transcript has 10 exons. The record is from RefSeq and is a predicted model, not a curated record. Gene Ontology annotation, biological process: neuron differentiation; brain development; endoplasmic reticulum tubular network formation. Bases 172 to 2586 code for a protein of 804 amino acids. Gene Ontology annotation, cellular component: neuron projection; postsynaptic density. Lineage: Eukaryota; Metazoa; Chordata; Actinopteri; Pleuronectiformes; Pleuronectidae.
AGACUGUGUGCGUGCGUGCGUGUGUGCGUGUCACCCAUCACAGCGCAGACGCUCAUUUACAGUCCGGUAGAAGAAGAAGAGGAGGAGGCGGAGGUGACGAGGAAGAGGGAAGGAGCUCAGCAGCUCGUGUUUAUUUAGUCCGACAGACGAACAAGGGCCACGCACAGCAGCAUGUCCGCUCAGCCCGGUGAGGAGCUCGGUCCGGAGGGGAAGUGGCUCGGGGACGAGUACGAGAGGAACGGCCUGUUCGGGAACACGGCGACCCGGUUCGACGAGCCCCGCGGGGAGGCGAAGGCGCGAGGCGGCGACCAAGCGACCGACGACCCGGCGCAACAAUUCCAUCCCCGUCACCAGGACUACGGGACCAGGCCUCCCGUUGCUAUGGAGACUGCAUCCACAGAUGACCCCAUGUCUGGCCUGUUCAGGAAGCCUAUGAACGAUGACGGUGAUGUCUACACGUCCUUGCUGUCCAAUCAGAGCUUCGCGUCGAGCCGGGAGUCCUCUUACCUGUCAGAAGAUUUGAAGCCCUCCAAGUCCUCCACCGGCUCCUCUGCCCUGAAUGACUUCUCCAGCGACACCUACAGCUUCAGCUCCAACACCAAGAUGACCUCUGACCUGGUUGAUGACUUUCCAAAUUCUCUGAUGGGCUCCGAUAAGACGGAAUCCUACAACUACAUGGACAUCAGCCACGGAGACGAGCGCCAGGAGCAGCACCAGGUGCCUCCGCACAGCCUGGUGGACACAAGCCUGCCUGGCCGUGACUUGCUGGGAAGCUACAUGGACAACUACCCAGGAAGAGAUGAGGAUGAAGAGGAUGAAGAGGAUGACGAGGAAGAGGAGAAACUAGGUCCAGCGCUGGGCUCUCAAUCUUUCCCAUACGUGGAGGAGCACUCUGAUGAAGAGCUGUCAGAUUACCGCUCCUACCGAAACCUAGGCGGCACCCCCCAAACAGCCAGCCCAGUGAAGAUCACCCUGACUGAGUCCCAGCCUCCGGCCGAGCCACAGCAGCAUCCUCCUGCAGUCAGUGUGUCCGAGCGUGAAAACGUCCUGAGUGUGGGCUUGCAGGGGGUUCCCACUGUUACACUAUCAGAGCCUGAGGACGAGAGCCCUGCUUCCACUCCCAAUGCUUCACCAACACAAAAAGAAUUCUCUUCCCAUGACAUGUUCAAUGCUGACGCAGUGAAGCCUGCAGCUUCCAAAAGCAGCCCCGGCAUAAAGGCUGGCAACAGGGAGCCCGAUGGCAGCAGUGCCGAGUCUGGAGACUCAGAGAUCGAGCUGGUGUCUGAGGAGCCUCCCAAGGCCAGUGGUAACCCAUUUGCCCAGCCACCUAAAAGCAAGGGUGCUUUCAGCCAGCCUAACAACCCCUUUGACAAUCCCCCGGUCGCCAAGGGUGGUUUCGGCCUGGCAGGCAACCACGCUCCUCCCACAGCCUACAGCAUUCUGAGAGAGGAGAGAGAGGCAGAGCUCGACAGUGACCUCUUCAUCGAGUCUGCGUCAGAGGAGAGCCCAAAGAGAGAGCAGGGCAUCAGUGGCCCCAAACAGGGUGUGAACCCUGCCUCUCCCCUAGUUCCCAGCACUGUCCCUCCCCGCAGUGCCGCUGAGGCCGUGCCAGCAGAGUCCCUGGUCACAGAAAAGGUCAAGACCCAAGUGAAAACAGAGGAGGAUCGCUCCAGCAAGCCCAAGCCCCCAACUGCCGCUGUACCCCCAGAGGUGCGACUGGAGAAGCCCGUUCAGGACGACAUGCACAAGCGCACCACUGAAGAGAAAGAAGACCAAGAAAAACCUGGGGCAUCAGUGUUUCCAGUUCGUUUUAACAAACAAAAAGCUAUUGACCUGCUCUACUGGAGGAAUGUGAAGCAGUCCGGGGCCGUGUUCAGCAGCGUGCUCCUGCUCCUCUUCUCCCUGACCCAGUUCAGCGUGGUCAGCGUCGGGGCCUACUUAGCCCUGGCUGCCCUCUCCGCCACCGUCAGCUUCAGGAUCUACAAGUCUGUGCUGCAGGCCGUGCAGAAGACCGAUGAGGGGCAUCCUUUCAAAGGCUACCUGGAGAUCGAGAUCGCUCUAUCCCAGGACCAGAUUAGUAAAUAUGCCGACAAAAUCCUGCUCUACACCAACACCUGCAUGAAGGAGCUCCGCAGGCUGUUCCUCGUGCAAGAUCUGGUCGACUCCUUGAAGUUUGCUGUUCUGAUGUGGCUGCUGACCUACGUGGGCGCUCUCUUCAACGGCCUGACUCUGCUCAUCCUAGCUGUGGUCUCCAUGUUCACCAUGCCGGUGGUCUAUGAGAAACACCAGGCACAGAUUGAUCAGUAUGUGGGACUAAUACGGACCCAGGUCAACUCUGUGGUGGGAAAGAUUCUCACGCUGGAGUCGUCUGUGUGUCUGAGGAGUCAGCUGAUGACAAAACAUCUUUGUCCUGACCACUGCUGUGACUUUGCCAAUUUUGGAUCCAGGCAAAGAUCCCCGGGGCCAAGAGGAAGGAGGAGUAGGCCCGUCUGUCUGUCUCGCCGAGAAGCUGACAGUCCAGUCCAGCUCGAGAGUCAGGCAGCUCGCUCACCGUUGAAGAGCCUGGUCGUCACCUGUGGGGCGUAGUGCUGUGUCAUCUUGGUGUUCUCUAAACGCAUCCACUGGAGAAGCCGUCACCCUGUCUAUAGCAGUCUACACACUAACACACAAAGUCACACACACAUGAUCUUGUUUCUAGGUAGACAGGUACACAACCUCGAAAAACAAAAAAAAGUAACUGACUUUUUUGUGUUGCUUAUUAGAACGUGCAUGAAGUUGAGCCCUUGGGUAAAUAAUAUUUGAUAUCUUUUUGUGCAGUUUUUCAAUGACGCUACGUUUUUUGCUCUGCAGUGCUUACCACAAACUGUACGGUUUGGCACAAAAAGCUAAAUGCCCACAGGCGCGCUUUGCUGCUGAUGUUAAAUACAGCUUCAUGUCUCUGAGUUAGCACUUGGGGCUUCUCUCGGUAUACGUCGAUAUAUAUAAAUAUAAAAAAUGAUUUCCUUUUUGGUGUUUCCAAGCACAAGAUAAUUUAACAGUAUGCGUCUUAGAUGUGGUUAUUGUAGGAGUUUUGCUUUUGUAUAACCAUAAGGAACACCCCCCACACACCCAUGUUUUAGGUACUGUUGUACAACUACUAUGAAGACAAGGAGUAUCUGGUGAUAUUUAGCUUGUUUGAAUAACUGUCCAACUUUGUACUAUGUUUCAAAUAUACUCUGUAGUUCUCUAGACCCCCGGACUCUUUAACUAUUUGCACUUACAGUAUGUAUUUAAUUACAAGAAUAAGGAUAAUAAAUGUACCUUGAUGUAUAA